Molecule: messenger RNA, 1743 nt
Organism: Pristis pectinata (smalltooth sawfish)
Lineage: Eukaryota; Metazoa; Chordata; Chondrichthyes; Rhinopristiformes; Pristidae
Gene: serhl
Product: serine hydrolase like
Exons: 13
Coding region: 86-982 (298 amino acids)
Source: RefSeq, a predicted model, not a curated record
GGCUGGGCCUACAGUCGGCGCUUAGGCUGGAGGGAGUUUCUCUUGAAAAGCUCCUGCAGUUUGUGGAGAUUUUCAGCAGGGAUACAUGCAUCCUUUUCUAUUCCAUCUGAAGGAAAUACCUUUACUUUCAAAGUGGUUUUCGAGGGCUACUAUGCGUGGUUUCAGCCGGGAACUGAGGUUUGCAGUUCCCUGGGGCCACAUUGCAGCCAAAGCCUGGGGGCAUCCCAACAGGUGUCCUGUGCUGUGCCUGCAUGGCUGGGCGGAUAAUGCAAACUCUUUUGAUCGACUCGUUCCAUUGCUCCCAGAAGAUUUUUAUUACAUGGCGCUGGACCUUCCUGGACAUGGUGCCUCUUCACACCGCCCCCCUGGUGUACCGUAUUACUUCCCUGAAUACAUCUCGGAUGUGCUGAGAAUAGCAGAGAGCUUAAACUGGAAGAAAUUCACCAUCUUGGGUCACAGCUUGGGGGGCAAUAUUGGAGGACUGUUCUGCUCCAUUUUCCCAGAGAUGGUGGAUAAACUGAUUGCGGUGGACGCAUACGGGUUUUAUCCAUCCACUGCAGGCGCUCAACGAGAACAACUUAAGAAUGCAAUCAGUGGGCUUUUAAAACUGGAGAAGGAGCAGGGUUCGCCCAGAGUGUAUACUCCGGAUGCAGCUCUGAAGAGGCUUUUGCAAGGAAAUAAAUCGGUAUCAAAGGAAAGUGGCAAAAUCCUGCUUCAACGGGGAUCCACAGAGGUACCUGGAGGGCUUAUGUUCACCAGAGACUUGAGAAUCAAUCUGCACACUCCUGUAAGGAUCACCGUUGACCAGUGUCUAGAGUUUCAAAAGAAUAUCACAGCAGCUGUACUCCUUAUCAUGGCAGAUGAUGGGCUGAUUAAGGACGAAAAGUGGAAUCUCAGUCGCCCGCCAUGCAGUCUCUUACUGGAGGGAUACCGGAAUGUCUUGAAGCAGAGGGCUUUUGACUGGGUCCACACAGGAUGUUAGUAGAGAAACCAAGGACUGCAGAUGCUGAAAUCUAGAUGAAAAACACUAUGAUGCUGGAGGAAAUCAGCAGGCCAGGCAGCAUCCGUGGAGAAAAGCAGGCGGUCAAUGUUUUCAGGUCAGGACCCUUCAGUCCUGAAGAAGAAGAUCCAGCUGGUGAAGUACCACAGGCAUCUGUGAGCUGUUUCAUUGAUUCGGCUGAGGGGACCAAAUGUAACUUUUUCAAGAGGAAUAUUGAGGUUCAAAGGCUUCAAGGAGAUGCGCAUAAGCUGGGUGAGAGGGCUCAGUACAGCAGAUGGAGGUUAUCCACUCUGAUAGAAAAGACAGAAGAACAGAAUAAUUAUUUUUUGAAUGGUGAGAGACUGGGAAAUGUUGAAGUUCAAAGGGUGCCCUUGGACAUAAAUCCUGGAAGCUAACAUGCAGGAGAUGGGGAUAAAUGAACAGUUUGUUGCAUUUUAUUGCUAAAGGAUGAGAACAAUUGAAUAGAGCCAUGGUGAGACCACAUGUGGAGUGUUAUGAACUCUUUAGGUCUUUUUACCAAAAAUAGUAUUGUUGCAGAAAGAGUGCAGUGAAGAUUCACCAGACUGGAUCCUGGGAUGGUCGGUUGCUCAUGUGAGGGCCGAUUGAGUCAACUGGGCCUCUGUUCUAUAGAGCUUGGAAUGAGAGAAGACCUGUUUCUUAGAGGGCGUGACAGGGGAGGUAACCCUGGCCAAUGAGGCUAAAACUGGUCUCAAAAUAAGGGGAAGGCCACAUGAACUGGAGAA